AUGCAGAUGUUUGAGAAUUUCAAGGUGGUGGGUUCCGUUGCUGCACCAUUUACUCCCUUCCAAAGUAAUGGAGAUGUCAACUACGAAAAAUUUGAUGAGUAUGUGGAAUACUUGACAAAUCAUCAUUUUCAGUACGCUUUUUUGAAUGGGACCUUAGCGGAGGGAAUGUCUAUGACAUUAGAAGAAAGGAAAAAAGUAGCUGAAGCGUGGAUGGAAGCGUCUAGAGGAAAACUAAAAAUUAUUCUGCAUGUUGGAACCAGCAAUAUCAAGGAAACCCAAGAAUUAGCCAGACAUGCCAGCUCUCUGGGAGUAGAAGCAAUAGCAUCCCUAUGUCCUUCAUUCUUCAAGCCUGCCAAUGAAGAAAUACUAGUGGACUGCAUGUGUGAGAUCGCCAGUGCUGCUCCAAAUGUACCCUUCUUCUAUUACUGCAUCAACGUUCUCACUGGAAUAUACUUAAAUCCUUCAAAAUUCCUUAUGCUGGCUAAAGAUAAAAUACCAAACUUGGUUGGUCUGAAGUAUUCCUCUGGGGAACUGCCAGACGCCUAUAACUGUACUCUGGUAGACCCUAAACGGUUCCAAGUCUUAAUAGGAACAGAUUCACAAUUUUUGCCGUACUUGACACUUGGCAUCGAUGUUCUUGUGACAGCACAAUACAAGGGAACCUUGUUCUACAAAUUAAAAACGGCGUAUGAAUCCGGAGACUUGAAAACAGCAAAAGCUAUCCAAGCUCGGGUGUUUGAACUGAAUAAUAUACGUGUCCAACAUAGGGACGGUGUAGAGGUAGAAAAAGCCAUGUUUGCUAUCAUAAGUGGAAUCGACAUAGGCCCAGUUAGACUGCCAAUCACACAACUUACAGUAGACAAAUUCAACAUGCUGAAGAAAGAUCUGGCGGCCUUUGGUCUUGCUGAAUAAAACGGCAAUUAACGAACAUUACGUUUGAUAUAUAUAUUCACUAAUGUUUAGGCCUUGAAUUUGUAUUUGUUGAUUUUUUAACUGCUUUUGAAAGACUUAAGAGA
Saccostrea echinata is the source of this 1016-nucleotide messenger RNA. Its product is annotated as N-acetylneuraminate lyase-like. Gene Ontology annotation, molecular function: N-acetylneuraminate lyase activity; 4-hydroxy-tetrahydrodipicolinate synthase activity. Bases 1 to 912 code for a protein of 303 amino acids. The transcript has 10 exons. Lineage: Eukaryota; Metazoa; Mollusca; Bivalvia; Ostreida; Ostreidae. The record is from RefSeq and is a predicted model, not a curated record. Gene Ontology annotation, biological process: N-acetylneuraminate catabolic process.